AGGGUAGGCUAGGCUAGGCUAGGUGCGGACACUGGAGCAAAACGCGGGUGUGACUUUUGUUACAUCAUCAUGCGUGUGUCUGUGUCUGUGUCGUGAGAGAGAGAAGAGAAGAGAAGAGAAGCAGUUCCAUUCACAAAAUCCAAAUAUCUUCUCUACUUCCGACGACACAAGGAAUCUCGAUCGCUGAAAAUACCCAAGCCAACACCCUCUGCAUUCAAUAAAUCUUCAAUCUUCGCUUUUUGCCUAUGAAAUCCGAUUCUUUGCCACCGCUGUAGCGAUUCACUUUCGUUUUUCCAUAUAAAGGUAACCCUUUUCUCUUACGUUCUUUCCACAUUUGUAAAUAAACUCGCUUUUUUUGCUUAUUUAAUAAUUACUCUCCAGUGUGUCUUUGCUUUUAACCCUGUUUUUCUAAACACAUCAUUCAUUUGCUACAGAUCUAGAUUAAUUAAAUAAAAUUUUAGAUUUGGAUCUAAUUAGGUUGGUUAGUCAUAAAGCUUUCAAGUAUUUCUUAAUUUAAUUGUAUUAGGGGGAGGAUUAUUGCUGAUUAAUAAUUAUACUACUAUCUCUGUCUGUUUGUGAUUCUUGUUACUCGCCACUGAACAGUGAGCACUGAAACUUUCUGAAUUGUGAUUGGUUCGAAAUCAUGGACUUGUUGAUGUUGAUUUGUAGGGAAUGGCGACUCCUGUUGAGCCUCCAAAUGGGAUCAAAACUGAAGGCAAGCAUUAUUAUUCCAUGUGGCAAACCCUGUUUGAGAUUGAUACAAAAUACGUGCCCAUCAAGCCCAUUGGUCGAGGGGCAUAUGGAAUUGUGUGCUCUUCUGUGAAUAGAGAGUCCAAUGAAAAGGUUGCAAUCAAGAAGAUACAAAAUGCCUUUGAAAAUCGGAUUGAUGCGCUGAGGACUUUGCGCGAACUCAAACUUCUUCGGCAUCUUCACCAUGAAAAUGUGAUUGCUUUAAAGGACAUCAUGAUGCCUAUUCAUAGAAAUAGUUUCAAAGAUGUCUAUCUGGUUUAUGAGCUCAUGGACACGGAUUUGCAUCAGAUUAUUAAGUCUUCUCAGGCACUGUCUAAUGAUCACUGUCAAUAUUUCCUGUUUCAGUUGCUUCGUGGCUUGAAAUAUCUUCACUCAGCUAACAUCCUUCAUCGUGACUUGAAACCUGGGAAUCUUCUAAUUAAUGCAAAUUGUGACCUAAAAAUAUGUGAUUUUGGGUUAGCACGCACUAACUGUAGCAAGAACCAGUUCAUGACUGAAUAUGUCGUCACUCGGUGGUAUCGGGCACCAGAGCUCUUACUCUGCUGUGACAACUAUGGGACAUCUAUUGAUGUAUGGUCAGUGGGAUGCAUCUUUGCAGAGCUUCUUGGACGGAAACCUAUUUUCCCUGGUUCAGAGUGUCUCAACCAACUAAAAUUGAUUAUCAAUAUCCUUGGUAGUCGAAGGGAGGAAGAUAUUGAAUUUAUUGAUAAUCCAAAGGCGAAGAAGUAUAUCAAAUCUCUUCCAUAUUCUCCUGGAACCCCCUUUUCCCGGCUUUAUCCUAAUGCACAUCCAUUGGCAAUUGAUCUACUGGCAAAAAUGCUUGUUUUCGAUCCAACAAAGAGGAUUAGUGUCACAGAAGCGCUUCAACACCCUUACAUGGCACCUCUAUAUGAUCCUAACUGUGACCCUCCAGCCAUCAUUCCAAUUGAUCUUGACAUUGAUGAAGAUCUAGGGGAAGAGAUGAUAAGGGAGAUGAUGUGGAAAGAGAUGCUUCAUUACCAUCCUGAAUCUGCUAUGGAAAAUGCUGGGUUGUGCUAGUAAUCUUGUUUUCUUCAUUUCUCUGUUAUGAUCACUUUCGUUGGUGCCUAGAGAGUUCUAAUAUCUUAACUUGUUUCAAAUAAUUAGGAGAGCCUUGAAAUCAGUGAGCCAAUAUAUAUUCUGUUUCCACUUUGUUGAGAGCAGAAACAGCAAAAAGAUGGUCAUCUUAAAAAAUAUGUAUAGCUGUGCUUUGCUGAUGCGCAUGACAGUUUUAACCGCCGUGUUGAGGGAUUGAUUAUGUCUUGAACUAUGUAUUGUAGUAGCCUCGUUUGGUUUGUACAUAAACAUGUUCCUGUGUCUUUUAUAAACCAUUUUGUAAAUUAAGUCUAAUGUUUAUCAAUAAUGUAUUAAUUAUAAACAUGUUCCCCUUUCUCGAUUUUUCCAUAACCAAAAUUAAAAAUGGUUGUUGAU
Abrus precatorius (Indian licorice) is the source of this 2199-nucleotide messenger RNA. RefSeq names its product mitogen-activated protein kinase homolog NTF3. Gene Ontology annotation, molecular function: ATP binding; MAP kinase activity. Gene Ontology annotation, biological process: intracellular signal transduction; protein phosphorylation. The transcript has 2 exons. The coding region runs from base 673 to 1788 and encodes 371 amino acids. Gene Ontology annotation, cellular component: cytoplasm; nucleus. Lineage: Eukaryota; Viridiplantae; Streptophyta; Magnoliopsida; Fabales; Fabaceae. The record is from RefSeq and is a predicted model, not a curated record.